Molecule: messenger RNA, 2961 nt
Organism: Adineta ricciae
Lineage: Eukaryota; Metazoa; Rotifera; Eurotatoria; Adinetida; Adinetidae
Source: the annotation of a GenBank genome assembly
AUGAUCGAUUGGGUAACUAUUUUGAUUGCGCUGGCCAUCAUAGCUGCGUUAGUUGCCGGCUUCGGAUUCGUGGCAUGGAAAAUCAACAUGUCCGAUCCGUUAACAACGGACAAUUUAACUGGUAAAAAAGAUGAGACAAGUCAACUUUUUGACUCAGUUAGUGAUAAGAAACGUAAGGAUAAGAACACAAACGAGCAAAAGAAGAAAAAACGCAAUGUUCAAAAGAAAUCGAAGCGUGAUAGCAAAGACGACGAGGAAUCUCAACAUGUCACAUUUAAAGAACCAUCAACACAAACAAGCGAAGAAACUGAUAAUGAACGUGAAGAGAGCGAGCAGGAAUCCUCAUCGACUGCAGCAACAUUGAUGCCAACAGUCGUCGGUGCUUCCUCGAAAGCUCGUAAACGUAGAAAUAAAGCGCGCGCAGGAACGCCGCCACCUUCAUCUGGUCCCGUCGAAGGUAUUUUGCAUAAUAAAGACGAGAAGAGUCCAGUUACUAGCCGAGCUCCACCACUUGCUCAUCCAAAACUAGUUAGCGGAGUACCGAAAGAUGAGGUGGAACUAGCGAAACAACACCAUCAACAAGGAAAAGCGCAAGUUAAACCAUCCCACGCAUCAAACAAGCAAACUGUACUCGGUCCUGUUACAACCGUUAAAAAGACGGCACCACAACCAUCAGCAACAAAUGCUAAUCAAAACGCUCAAAAGUUACAACAACAACAACAACAACAACAGGAACAACCAUUCACUACUGUAGUUGGUAAAGGACAUAAAGGCCCAGCUCAGCAGCAGCAGCAGCAGCAGCAGCAGCAACAACAACAACAACAGCAACAAACGAAAUCCACGGCUACACCUUCCACCCCAGCACCGCCUGUACCUGUCCCUACUCCUCAACAGCAAGCUCCAGUUCAAGUUCAACAAGAACCAUUAGCUCAACGUCAACCGGUUCGUCAACAAAAGGAAACAUCAGCUCAAGCUAACGGAUAUAAUUCAAAUUUCCUACCUGUCAAACAAUCAACUGCUCCCCAAACACCUAAACUCGCUGAUUUAGUUAAGGCUCUUCCUACCUCGCAAGUUGUCGUUACUGAGCUCAUGUCAGCACUUGAUGCAUUUCCUUUAACAACCGAUGAAUUAAACAUAAUCAUGCAGAAAAUCGCUAAUAAACAAUCGCUUAUCAAACAAGAUUGGUCAAAAUUACAACAUGGUCAACGAGUCGAUCCUCAAGCACAUAUCGGUCAAGUGUUGGAUGAGUCUGCUCGUGCCUAUGAAGAAGAUUUGAAGACAAAUGCGAUGAAACGUAUCAAAGAGUUAACAGAAGAAGCACACAAUGACAAACGUCGUAUAAAUGAUUUAAUCAAAGAAGCGAACGAGAAAGAUAUGAACAUUCAAGCUCUUCGCUCUCAAUUGAAUUCACUUCAACAUCAACAUCAACAUCCUCAACAACAACAACAGCAAUUUCAGACAUAUGAGGUGGAGUAUCGACGACUUGCAGAUGAAAACAUGCAGUUGAAACAGCGCUUAGCUCAGCAACAGCAACACUUUCAACAGCAACAACAUCUGUCGUCAUUAAACUUAAUCAAUAACAAUAACUCCGAUCCUACAAACGUUCAGGCCCGUGUCGUCAGUGAUCAAAUUAAGAAAUUGUCCAUUGACAACGGUAAAUUAGAAAAGCAACUAGCGUCGAAAGAUGUAGCAAUUCAAGAAUUGCAGAAGGAAAGAGAUUCUUUGAUUCAUUCGAAUCAGCAAUUAUCUCAAAAAGUUCAAGAAAGUCAAAAACAAUUUCAACAUAACGAGAAGAUCCUGAAAGAAUUCAACGAGAAUCGCACAUUGCAUGUCAAUCAAUUGAAUGAAUAUAAGCAUCGGAUAGAAGAGUUAGAAUCAAAAAAUGAGCAACUACGUCAAGCGGAACUUGCUCGUGUUGAGUCAACUAAUCAGUCAACGUUGAAUAAUGACGAACGUCAGAAAUUUGAGCAAAAUAUUAAUCAAUUAGCGCAAGAAAAUGAACAAUAUAAAAAGAAAUUUGAUGAUAUACUAUCACAAAAUCAAUCGAAAGAAAACGAAUUACGGCAGGAAAUCGACCAGCUAAAGAGCAAGGCUCAACGAGAAGAAUCUCUUGCCAAGGAAUUAAAUGAAAAGAAUACCCAACUGGAAUCACUACGAAAUGAACUCGAAGAAGUCAAAUCAAGAAAUGAUACAACAAAUUCGCAAUUGGACGAACGCGUUCGAGAGGAGCAUGAGAAACAGAAACAGUUUCUUGUUAAUCUAUUAGAAGCAGAUGUUAGAAAUCAGUUGCCAAACGAUAAUCAAGAUUUCAAUCAAUGGCUUUCAUCAUAUCAACAACUAUUCGCAUCCAGUAACGAAACAAGCAAGCGUGCUGUGCAAGCAGAAUUUGACAAACUUAAACAUGAAAAUGAUCAACUUCAUAAAAAUAUGAGUGAUGUGGAAACUCAGUUGAAAGACAUUGAACAAACAGUGCAAAGUAAAGAAGAAGUUUUACUUGCCGAUCUUAAGAAUAAAGAUGCAAUACUUGAAAAUAUUCAACAAGAGAAUGCACAACUAUCGAGUGAAAUGCAGCACCUUCGUGCCGAAAUUGAUCGUUUGCAAUCAAUUAAUCAAACCGUUCUACAAGAAAGUCAAGAUUUAAAACGUCAACUUGACGAACGACCUCUUCUUCACAACAAUCAGAGUUCAUCAUCGAACGCUGAUGCUUUAUUUCCAUUGAUAAAACAGACACCAGUAUCUCCAAUUAAGGGUGCGACACGCAUUGAUCAAUUGCAUGAACUAAUUCGAUCAGGCAAAGAAGCUCUUGAAAACCAAGACUCAAUUGUUCAACAGCUCGAUAGACACUUGAACGAUAUGCACCGUAGUGGAACCGGAGAGACAUUGGAGAUAAAUGCUGAUGAAGCAACAGCGUUAUCUUCUCCGUCUCCGUCCAAUCAAGACCCAACGCCAUCGGAGUCUUGA